AUGGAGGUUCCCAUUGUGCAUGGCACUCAAGUAAAUGAAAAUGACAUAAAUGAUGUCUUCGAAUCGCUGCUGCUAAGCGAAGAAAAAUUAAGUGCAGAAGGUUUUCAGGAGGGGUUGAAGAAAGGUUCUGUAGAUGGGUUAUGCGAAGGUUUCCAUUUGGGAUAUCACAGAGGUGCAGAAAUAGGCGCAGAGAUUGGUUUCUAUAAAGGAGUUAUUCAGGCGUGGCUUAUCAUCAGCAGAACGCCAGGAAAUAAUUUCAAAGGAGAGAAGGACUUAGAAAAGUUUAUGGAGUUGUGCCGAUCUUUCCCAACCAGCAAUUCAGAAAACGAGGACAUCCUGGAUCUCUUGAGUUACAUAAGAGCAAAGUAUAGGAAACUGUGUGCUUUGUACAAAUUUAAUACUAUUAUUACAACUUCGGCGAAACUAUCAUUCUGA
Schistocerca piceifrons (Central American locust) is the source of this 435-nucleotide messenger RNA. RefSeq names its product protein LTO1 homolog. The coding region runs from base 1 to 435 and encodes 144 amino acids. The record is from RefSeq and is a predicted model, not a curated record. Lineage: Eukaryota; Metazoa; Arthropoda; Insecta; Orthoptera; Acrididae. The transcript has a single exon.